This is a messenger RNA of Salvia miltiorrhiza (redroot sage), 1769 nucleotides long. Its product is annotated as UDP-glycosyltransferase 86A1-like. The record is from RefSeq and is a predicted model, not a curated record. Bases 198 to 1610 code for a protein of 470 amino acids. NCBI's taxonomy places the organism in Eukaryota, Viridiplantae, Streptophyta, Magnoliopsida, Lamiales, Lamiaceae. Gene Ontology annotation, molecular function: UDP-glycosyltransferase activity. The transcript has 2 exons.
AAAGUGACAUUGAUGUAUUCCAAAAAUAAAUCGUUAAGAUUGGGCGAUUAUAUCACGAUGCCCAUUAUUUUAUUGGAUCAUCACUAUACUCAAAGCUUCACAACUUUAAAUUAAUUUGAUCAAAUAACUUCGAAGAAAAACUCAGACAUUCUUGUGUUAAACGAUCCAAUUCAAGAAAAAAAAAAAAAAAAAAGGUGAUGAAGCAGCAAGUUGAAAUUAAAGCGCAUGCGAUAAUGAUCACACUGCCUUACCAAGGUCAUCUGAACCCGUUUGUUGAUCUGGCAAUGCAGCUUGCUUCAAAGGGCAUAACCGUCACUUUUGUCCACACCCAACACGCUCACCAUCUCAUAACAACAUCUCGACACACUCCCACCUCCGACAUCUUCUCGGCGGCGCCUCAUCUCGACAUUCGCUACGCCACCAUCUCCGACGGCUUCCCCCUCGAUUUCGACAGAGACCUUAACUGGGUCGACUACUGGGAGUCUCUCAUCCGCGAUUUCCCAUCACGUGUUUCUGACUUGGUAGGCGAUAUAAUCUCGUCGUCUGAUCCGUCGUUGCCGCCCUUCUUGGUUGCUGACACUUUCGCUGCAUGGCCUGCGAUGGUCGCCCAAAAAUACAACCUACUCAAUGUCUCCUUCUGGACUCAGCCGGCCACAGAGUUCGCCAUUGAUUAUCACUUACAUCUGCUUAAACAAAAUGGUCACUAUCCACCAAAUAAAGAUGAUGAUGAGCACGUGAUAAAUUACAUCCCCGGAGUAGCGCCGAUCAGUACUAAAGACUUGAUGUCGCAUCUUCAAGAAGCUGAUCCAACAAUAGCUCACGAGAUUGUUUUCAGAGCUUUUAAAGAGGUUGUGAAGGCAGAUUUCAUCCUACACAACACAGUGCAGGAGCUAGAGCCUCACACUCUAUCAGUCCUGAGCCAGAAACAAGCAACAUAUGCUAUAGGCCCCAUCAAUUUCUCCACCAAAACCAAAACCAGCGUUCCAAUUCCAAAGAGCUUGCGCCAUCAAGUAGACUGCUCCAAGUGGCUCGACGCGAGGCCGCGCCGCUCGGUCUUAUACAUCUCGUUUGGCAGCAUCGCGCAGACUAAUAGAGAGGUGAUACAAGAGAUAGCUCACGGCCUUGUUGUUAGUGGCGUGAGCUUCAUUUGGGUUAUUCGGCCUCAGAUUGUGAUCGAUGAUGGCACGGAUGUUUUGCCUGCCGGAUUCGACGAGGAUGUUAAGGACAGGGGGCUGGUCGUUCCGUGGUGCGAUCAGCUUGCUGUGCUUUCUAGCCCGGCGGUGGGGGGAUUUCUGACGCACUGUGGAUGGAACUCGAUUCUCGAGAGCGUGUGGUGCGGUGUCCCCAUGAUAUGCUACCCAAUUUUGUACGACCAGCCGACUAAUCGGAAGUUGGUAGUCGAUGAUUGGAAGAUCGGAAUCAAUCUUUGCAAUGGGGAAUCUGUUUGUAGAGAAGAGGUUGCAGAGAAGAUUAAGAAGGUGAUGAGUGGUGAGGCAUCGGAUGCCAAUUUGAAGGAAAUAAGGAGCAAACUGCAUGAUGCUUGGAGUGAGGAUGGUUCUUCUCACACAAAUUUUGAUCGAUUUCUCAAGGACUUAAAUCAUAAAAUCUAGGCCAAUAAGGAGAUGAUCUCAUUCAUCUUCUUUAUUUAUGUUCCUUUUUUUGUUUGUUUCAUUUUUUGUUUUGUUUUUGCUUUUGAAGCCGCUACAAAAUGCAUGCCAGAUUGAUUGAUGGAUGAUAUGAUGCAUUAUUGGCAUGUGCAAUUUAUUUUA